Messenger RNA from Owenia fusiformis, 602 nucleotides. Lineage: Eukaryota; Metazoa; Annelida; Polychaeta; Sabellida; Oweniidae. The record is from the annotation of a GenBank genome assembly.
AACUUAUUCAGAGUUGCCGUCCCGAUGCGACGAAUUGGGGUUCGCAUAAAUGCUGGGAGAGGAGCUUCGUAGAAAUUUGCAAUGGAAUCAAGUUCUUCUAUCACAGAUGUAUAAUGCUCCAAAAGGUGCACCUCGGGAAUUCGCUGUAUUAAGAGCACUGAAGAAAGACCAUCCGGGUCAUAUGCUGGUGUUCACAGACGUUGGACUACACGACAAUCUUAAGACAAAAACAAUAUUAAUGUACAUGAAAAAACUGUUAGAGGAAACAAAAACCCUAGGAGAUACAGACAUUCUGUUUAUGACACCAUAUAUCCCAGGAUUACAAAAGUCCCCAUCGUUUACUGGCCAAACUGAGAAGAGGACAAUUGAGUUUGCUAAUUUCUUUCGUAGAUUUUCGAAAAACAUGAAUAUAUCAUUUCUUGAUCCUACUGAGCUUGUCAGGCCGCUCGUAAGUGUGGAUGGCACACAUUAUACAAACGGGCUAAAUGAAGCAAUAGUAGACAUUAUAUCCAACUAUAUUCUAAAAGCCUCCUGAUCGCUUGCAUCAUUUUUGCCUUUCAAAGCUCUUGUCUUUUUUCACAACAUAUCAGAUAACAAACGUA